GCCACGGCAUGCACUGCCCCUGUCAUUUCAAUUGCAUGUCUUUGGAAUAUUUUCCCGAUUUCUUUACACAACACAUUCCGAACGGCAGUGACGAUUUGAAUAACACCCGAAUCGAAAUGGCCGCCUACUUUCGUCAGCACACAAUGCAGGUGUAUGAGACAUCGGCUGUGUAUCCGUUUGUGGAUUUGAUUGCUUCAUUUGGCGGUCUGGCCGGUCUCUUCUUUGGCUGCUCUCUGAUUGGCAUCACGGAAAUUGUGUAUUUUUUCUUCUUUGAUGUCCCCAAGCGGGGCGCUCAUAGCUUACGCUCUGCCAAUCGUUCGAAUUUGAAGCGGCAAAGUUUACAAGCCAAACGGAUCAUUGUAAAGCAGUAUUCGAAAGCAGAACUUAUUUUACGGGACAAUAUCUAAAAAAAU
Molecule: messenger RNA, 413 nt
Organism: Musca domestica (house fly)
Lineage: Eukaryota; Metazoa; Arthropoda; Insecta; Diptera; Muscidae
Exons: 2
Coding region: 9-407 (132 amino acids)
Biological process (GO): sodium ion transport
Cellular component (GO): membrane
Molecular function (GO): sodium channel activity
Source: RefSeq, a predicted model, not a curated record